Sphaeroforma arctica JP610 is the source of this 307-nucleotide messenger RNA. RefSeq lists its product as hypothetical. NCBI's taxonomy places the organism in Eukaryota, Ichthyosporea, Ichthyophonida. The annotation marks the transcript as partial. The record is from RefSeq and is a predicted model, not a curated record. The transcript has a single exon.
AUGGCCGCUCGUCUCUGUCAGGGGAGUCCCGAACAAAUGUUAGGUCUCAUUUCUAGCAAAGAGUUCUACAGACUGCACCAGUACAUAACCUGUACCAAGGACGCUCUGACUAUCAAGGUCCCCGGCUGCGUUACCAUGGCAACCACCACGUACGCGCACGUGCUCUCGAUAAUGUGCACCGGAAAAAUCGCCACAGAUCUGAUCUAUCAAAAAUUGGUGGAAGCGUCGGCUGAGUGUGUGGGUGCGAGAGGGUCGCUGUUCGCUCAGGCUGUUCAACAAGUACCUCAGAUGUUAGCAGCCAAUGCGG